Paramecium pentaurelia is the source of this 1210-nucleotide messenger RNA. The record is from the annotation of a GenBank genome assembly. Lineage: Eukaryota; Ciliophora; Oligohymenophorea; Peniculida; Parameciidae.
AUGAAAAUUUUUCAUAUAUUGCUUCUAAGUUUCUUAGUUUAUGUUGCUAUCACAGCUGAAACAGCAACCACUUGCACAGAUGACCAAGUGUUAGUCAAAGGAAAGUGCAAAGAUGCUAAAAAUUGCAGGACUUAAAUUGGAUUCUUUAAACAGACUUAAGCCAACGGAAAGAAACAUAUAGCCAACAGACCCAAAUUUGCCAUUGAGUUAAAGGAUGGAAAUCUUUAAUUCUCAUUGACAUUUGCUAAUGCCAAAGAUUUCUAGACUUCUGUAGAAACUGGAUCAACCACUACAUGUAUUCAGGUUAAUUUGAGAAGAUUUGGAGCUGCUUUUACAAAUGAAGUAGCUGAUGCUUCUGUAAUUACCUCAACCGCAUAAGACACCUCAAGAACCUGGGUCUUUACAGUUAAUAAAGAGUAUUUAAAUUUUAUAUAGUUAGUUAAUUCGAUACAUUAUUUUUGAAGGACGAAUCUAAUGAUGAGAUCAAAUACACUGGAUUUUAUGCCAUUUCAGUGACAUUAUUAUUACCAAAUGACAAUGGAGUAAAACCCUUGGCUUUCUUUGCUUUUAAAUUCUCAGCUAUUUUUAGCAAAGAUUUAGCAACCCUCAAAUCAAGUGAGAUCAAACCCAAAGUACAAGCUGAGUAAGUUUGUGCUGAUGCUGCUGGAGAAUAAUGUGUCAAUACUGCUCAAUCUACAUUGACAUUAUGUUCUGAUGAAGCUUGUGAAACACCUCUUAAUACAACUGAAUUAGUAGUAGGUGAAACCAUUUAUGUUAAAUAAACAAUUACUUAAGAUGGAUUUAAAGGAGGUAAAUGGAAACCCAUGGAUGCUGAAAUUACAGUAGUUGCUGAUGGAGUAUCAAAGACAGUCAAACCUAAAAAAUUGGAUAAAGGAUAAAAUGGUGAAUAAAUGUAUCAACUUAAACUAAACUUCUUGGGUAAUAAAGUAACCAUAGCUUCUGAUGCCUCAUUGGGAGAAACAACAGCCGCUAGAAUUUUGUAAGAAGCAGCAGAUGAUCCUUCAGUUGUUGGAUCAACCUCUGUUUCUUGCAUUAAAGAGACUUCUUCUAGUGCAUGUCCAUCAUAAGAUUAAGUACUUACUUACAAUUCAGAGAAUUGUUCAGGAGUCUCUUGUGACGAUGAUGAAAGUUCAAAUGCAAUGAUAUUCAAAGUCUUAAUUGCAAUGUUAGGAUUAUUGAUAUUAUGAAC